AUGGCAGGACGUAUCGUUCCCAUCGCAUUGGCAGCGAUUAUGGGCGUAUCAAUUGGAGUAGCGACUUUUGAUGGCGAGUUCAAGAAACAACGACUCGCACGGAUGAAUGAAGAGUACCAACGAGAGUUGGCUGCUGCCGCUACUUCGAGUGGAGUCAACCCUAGCCCCGCACAGCCUCAGCUCCGGGCUAACGAAGAAACGAUUGCCUCCCAACCGCCUGACAAUUCCUGGUCGAACAUGCUAGGUUUGUGGGCUUGGAAGAAAGAAGCGAAGAAAGAAAUAGUGCCUGCAAAGGCAGACAUUGAAGAAGCGAAUGGGAAGCCUUGA
Bipolaris oryzae ATCC 44560 is the source of this 327-nucleotide messenger RNA. RefSeq lists its product as uncharacterized. Bases 1 to 327 code for a protein of 108 amino acids. The transcript is spliced from 2 exons. Lineage: Eukaryota; Fungi; Ascomycota; Dothideomycetes; Pleosporales; Pleosporaceae. The record is from RefSeq and is a predicted model, not a curated record.